AUGGCAAACAUCAAAGUCGUCGACGUCAGAUUCGAGCAUUACAGGCCUGGAAAUGCUCUUGGAAUUGACGACAGAAGGCCUCGUAUCUCCUGGCGUUUCAAUGGAACAUCUCAAGAUCCAAAACAGGAUGCAUAUGACAUUGAACUCACAGGUGUUGACCUGGAAUCACAACAGCCACAUGGGGCAAAAACUUACAAGGUCAAAUCAUCACAAGCGUACCUCGUUCCCUGGCCUUGUGACGAACCACUAAGUUCUCGGCAACGCUAUGAGAUUCGAGUAAGAGCAUACCUUUCCGGCGAGACUGAACCAACGUCUUGGAGCGACGUUGAAUUUGUCGAAGCCGGUCUCUUGAACCGACAAGAUUGGUCGGGUACCCAGCUCAUUUCAGCACCAUGGUCCGACAACCAAGACAAAUCCUUGCCUGAAGACACGUUCCGCAAGCAAUUCGGCAUCAGUGGCGACAUUCAGUCCGCGAGACUAUACAUCACAUCUCAAGGUGUCUACGAAGCUGAGAUCAACGGAAAGAGAGUCGGAGAUCACUUUCUUGCACCUGGUUGGACAGUAUAUGAGCAUCGCCUGAGAUAUCAGACCUUUGAUGUGACGGAACUUAUUUCCGAUGGCUAUAAUUGCAUCGGAGCUCGCGUGGCUGAAGGGUGGUUUAAAGGCCGUCUAGGAUUUGAGGGUGGAAAGCGAAAUAUUCAUGGAACACGGACAGCGCUGCUUGCUCGGCUUGAGAUUACAUCAAAAGAUGGAACUAUCUCGACGAUAUCGACAGACGAGACAUGGACUACAACGCAAGGACCAAUCCAAAUGGCUGAAAUCUACGACGGGGAGAAGUACGAUGCCACUGCUGAAAUAGAAGAAUGGUCAAUGUCAGGGUCUGUGUCAGGAGAUUGGCAGAAAGUACAAGUCCUUCCGCCAUUGUCUGAAGAGACUGCCCUCAUUGCUGGAUCAGCAGAGCCAACUCGAAGGAUUGAGACCAUCAAGCCGAUCUCCAAGAUUGACACACCCUCAGGAAAGUUGGUGCUCGACUUUGGGCAAAACCUGGUUGGCUAUCUGCGGAUCCGUGUUCGAGGUUCAAGAGGCCAUAAGAUAACUCUUUAUCAUGCCGAGGUCCUUGAACAUGGCGAACUUGGAACCAGGCCAUUGCGACAUUGCGAAGCUAGAGAUACCUAUACUAUUCGUGGCGAGGGCGAAGAAGUCUAUGAGCCUAGGUUCACAUUUCAUGGCUUCCGGUAUGCCCAAGUCGACAAUUGGCCUGGGUCCCAAGACGAUAUUCUAGAGAAAGUGGAAGCCGUUGUUUGCCAUACUGAUAUGGAAGAAACAGGCUAUUUCUCUUGCUCAGACGACAUGCUCAAUAAACUAUGGAGCAAUGUCCGAUGGUCAACCAAAGGGAACUUCCUCUCCAUCCCUACAGAUUGCCCUCAGAGGGACGAACGUCUCGGUUGGACUGGCGACAUCGCUUUAUUUGCCCCUACAGCGACAUUCCUCUAUGGAUGUCACGGUAUCCUGAACGAUUGGCUCAAGGGCCUCCACUACGAGCAGAAGAAGCGCAAUGGUAUCCCGCCGAUGGUCUCCCCUAAUACCAUAGUGGACGGCCUCUUUGCGCAGAUCCACCCCUUUGCUAUUUGGCAUGAUGUUACUGUGCUCGCGCCUUGGGCGUUGUGGGAGGAGCACGGAGACUCCGAAAUUCUGGCUCAGCAGUAUGACUCAAUGGUGGCGUGGCUGAAUGCUGUGCCGAUGGGCAAGGCGGCUGAUAAGGACCACUUAUGGGACUCGAGUGUGUUCCAGCUCGCGGAUUGGCUUGACCCUAGUGCUCCUCCAGAUGCUCCUCAGAAGUCAGCGACUGACAUGAUGCUCGUCGCCAACGCCUUUCUGAUACAAUCAUACGACAUCAUGGUUCGAAUCACAGAGAUCCUUGGAAAUGAUGAUUCCACUGUCUACAAAGCGAAAGCAACUAAGGCCCGAGAACAAUAUGCCAAAAAAUAUAUCUCAGAGAAUGGUCGCAUGGCUUCAGAUUCGCAGACGGCCUACGCUUUAGCCAUUUGCUUCAAUCUGCUCACUGGGCCUUCUCAGUUGAAGUUGGUAGGCAACCGUCUCGCUGAGAUUGUACGAGCCAACGAGUAUCGCGUUGGUACCGGCUUCGCAGGAACCCCAUUCAUCUGUGAGGCUUUGGCAAAGACAAACCAUAUGGAUGUCGCGUAUGGCAUGCUUCUUAAUCAGAAGUGUCCUUCUUGGCUUUACCCAGUGACCAUGGGCGCGACAACGGUUUGGGAGCGUUGGGACAGCAUGCUACCUGAUGGAUCGAUCAAUCCAGGAGACAUGACCAGUUUCAAUCACUAUGCGUACGGCGCGGUGGCUAAGUUUAUGGUGGAGCGCGUCGCAGGUUUGAAGCAAUUGACACCGGCGUGGGCGAGAUGUCGUGUAGAUCCUUGUAUUGGCGGCGGUAUCACAUCUGCGAGGGCGUCGCAUUUGACACCGCAUGGAAACGUCUCAGUCUCUUGGAAAUUGAUCGAAGGAGGAGAGGUACAACUUGACGUGGUAGUGCCACCAUUUACAGAAAUGGAGGUCGUGCUUGGGAAUGGUGACUCUGACGUUCAAGUUGUAGGGUAUGGAGAAUGGUCUUUUAAGCAGCACGUGUAG
Messenger RNA from Fusarium fujikuroi IMI 58289, 2643 nucleotides. Its product is annotated as related to alfa-L-rhamnosidase. Lineage: Eukaryota; Fungi; Ascomycota; Sordariomycetes; Hypocreales; Nectriaceae. The record is from RefSeq and is a predicted model, not a curated record. The transcript is spliced from 2 exons. The coding region runs from base 1 to 2643 and encodes 880 amino acids. Gene Ontology annotation, biological process: carbohydrate metabolic process.